AUGAGCGAGGAACCGCGCAAGCGCUCGCGCUUCGACGUCAAGGAUCCAGAGGAGGCCGCUCCGCGCAAGUCCCGCUUCGAUCGACGCUCGCGCUCGCCUGGCGCUCCAAAGGAUCGUGAUGCUGCACGCAGUCGCAGCCCAGUCAAGAGCACGGAGAGUCCGGGCGGCGAUGCGGCAGCCAGAGCAGCAGAGGCGGCAGCUCGCAUUGCUGCUUCCCUCCAGAGCAAGAAGGCCCCGCAGCAUGUCGAUGUGCCGCCGAUCAGAAACGUAAGGACGAUACUUUGCCAAUGCCACGCCCUACAGCCUCUGCGUACCAGCGAUUGUUGGUCGACUUGGGUACUGACGGUUCGUACAGAGUCCAAGCACUGGUCCAGCUUCAGGCAAUGCCAAGUCGCCCACUCCCAGCGGAACGCUCAACGCCGAGAUCUACCAGCAGGACGGCGACUUCAUCAAGGAUAUCGAGGUCAAUGACCUGCGCAACCGCUACACCUUGACUAAAGGUAGCACCCAGAAGACGGUAAAUAUCCACUUUGUUAUUCGUUGCCCACUGAUACACCUAGGCCAUCUGUCUAGCAUAGCAUUCGAGCACAAUCUACUUUCCCCUUACCUAUCCACCAUCUCAGACCAACAGAAUGGGUUUGUUACAAAACAUGUUGAGAGAGCAGUUUGACUUACACUUAGCGCUGUCUAGCCGCGGCCGGCGACAUCCAUUUGCAUAAGCUGACCAAGUGUGACCCCUAGAUCAAAGAGGAAACUGGCGCCGGUACGCUUUCACCCGUUCACCACAAGAUUUUGACUCUUUAGGUCCCGAAUACGAAUCGCUUACUUGUUUAAAGAUGUCACCACUCGUGGAAAUUACUAUCCCGACAAGAGCAUGGCCACUGCAGCCGUAAGUGGAGGACACACAGGCCAGUAGGAAUUGAUGCUGAAAGUUUCAACAGAACCCACCACUCUACCUCCACGUGACCAGCACCACUAAGGAUGGUCUCGAAAAGGCCGUGAAGAAGAUCGAAGAGCUCAUGCAGCAAGAGCUCCCCAACCUGAUCGACGAGCGCCGAUUCCGUCGCCGCGAAGCCCCAGAGCAACCUCACGUCGAGAAGGACGAGUUUGGUCGCCGCAAGUGGCCCGAUAAGCGCAUUCCCAUCGAUCUUGAGCCGAUUCCAGGCUUCAAUCUGCGCGCUCAAGUCGUCGGUCAUGGUGGCAGCUACGUGAAGCACAUUCAGCAAGAGACGAGAUGCCGAGUCCAGAUCAAGGGCCGGGGAAGCGGAUUUAUUGAGCAGCAGACGGGUCAAGAGAGUGACGAGCAGAUGUAUCUGCACGUGGCGUAUGUUAGACCUCUUCUUUGUUGAAACGCAGGAGCUAAUGUGAUGGUAGUGGACCUGAGCAGGCGAUGGUUGACACCGCCGAAGAGAUGUGCCUGUCCCUCCUCGACUCCGUCAAGGAGGCUUACGAGGCCUUCAAGGAGCGUGGACCUCAGCAUCGUGGCGGAAACGGCGGUGGCUACGGCGGACCCCGCGACGACCGACGCGGUCAUGGUGAUCGCCAGAAUUCUGGAUCUUACGGUGGUGGAAGCGCGUACGGCGGAGGUAGCGCGUACGGGGCUGGUAACGCCAGCGCCUACAAUGGUUACUCUCAGACUCCCGACUACGCCGCUCAAGGCUAUGGCGCUGCUCAAUCUCCAGCCGUCGUUCAGGCUGCUCAAGCAGCCCCAGCAGCGCAAGCGCCCACCGAUCCCAUCGAGCAGCAGAAGCAGUUCGAAGCAUGGGCCCAGUACUACGCUGCCAACCCCUCCGCCGACCCAUACGCCGCCUAUGGUGGCUAUGCUGCCGUCAUGGGCCCGUACAUGCAAGCUGGCGCUGCCUACGGUCAACAGGGCUACCAAGCAGCCGGCCAGUCACAGACACCAGGGGCUUACGGCAACGGCGCCGCUCCACCACCGCCACCGGAUGACAGCGCGCCGCCACCUCCACCACCCCCAGGAGCUGCUAACGGAAGCCAAGGCUACAGUGCAGUAAGUUCCACCGACUCCCUCAUCAUCCGCUUGCGCCUCCACUAA
This is a messenger RNA of Lecanosticta acicola, 2056 nucleotides long. NCBI's taxonomy places the organism in Eukaryota, Fungi, Ascomycota, Dothideomycetes, Mycosphaerellales, Mycosphaerellaceae. The record is from the annotation of a GenBank genome assembly.